AUGUCUUCCUCGAUCAAGAUUACCGGCCUUUUGGCUCUGGCUGGCUCUGUCGCUGCCGUCCCUCACUUCCAGCACGAGAAGUUCCACCACCGCGCUGCCUACCCUGCUGGUGGAUGGGGUGCCUCCAACAACACUGUUCCCGCUGGUACUGGUAGUGCCAUAUACGGUGAGCCAACCACCACUCUGGCCACGACUUCGACCUCGACCCAGACCUCGUACACGACCGUCUACGUCAAGCCCUCCCCUUACCCUGGAGUUCAACAGGCCAACGUCGCCGAUGUCGCCACUACCCCCGGCUGCGGUGCCACCGUCACUGUAACUGCCAAGGAGAAGGUCACCGUCACUGUCACCCCCGGGGGCGGUGCUGCUGCUCCUCCCAGCUCAGCUGCUGCUUCCCCUUCCAAGCCUGCUGAGUACGCUGCUCCAUCCAAGCCCGCCGAGUAUGCUGUUUCCUCCAAGCCUGCUGAGUACCCAGCCGAGACCCCCGAGGCUUCUGCUUCAUCCAAGCCUGCUGAGUACCCUGCCGAAACUCCUGAGGCUCCUGCCCCAUCCAAGCCAGCUGAGACUCCAGCACCAUCCAAGCCUGCUGAGACUCCUGUCUACAGCGCUUCAGCCACCCCAUCUGCCAGCAGCCCAGUUGGUGGUGCCUUCCCCACUGGUACUCCCGGCCUUGGAAACAUGUACUCUGGCACCAAGCGUGGUCUUGCCUACAACAACGCCGAGCUCUGCUCUACCCUCGGUAGCAGCUACGGCUUCGGCUACAACUGGGCUCAGACUGAGAACAACGACAUCGGCACCAUGUUCAUCCCCAUGAUGCACAAGCCCAGCGACUCCACCGCCGACGAAUGGCUCGCAAACGUCGACAAGGCCGUCAAGAAGGGCUCCAAGGCCGUCAUGGGUUUCAACGAGUGCGACAUUGCUGCUCAGUGCAACCUCAGCCCCGAAGCUGCCUGCUCUUCGUGGAAGGAGUACAUGAACCCCGUCAAGGAGGCUCACCCCGACGUCACCAUCAUCGGUCCCUCCGUCAGCAACGGCCAGGCUCCUCUCGGUCUCGACUGGCUCUCGCGCUUCCACACCGCCUGCCCCGACGCCAAGGUCGACGCUACCAACAUCCACUUCUACGACGUCUACGACGACAAGACCAUUGACCGCUUCAUUGCCCACGUCAAGCAGGCCGCCGAGACCUACGGCCAGAAGGUCUGGAUCACCGAGUUCGGCCUCAACUCCGGUUCCGCCACUCAGGAGCAAGCCGCUAGCUUCCUCAAGGACUGCAUGGCCUACCUCGAUACCUCAGAUGAUGUCCAGGGCUACUCAUGGUUCAUGGUUGGCACCGGUGAGAACCAGCUUAACCUCUCUGAUGGUCUUUCUCCCAUCGGAAAGGUCUACGCUGGUUCUUCCUAA
Bipolaris victoriae FI3 is the source of this 1401-nucleotide messenger RNA. Its product is annotated as glycoside hydrolase family 128 protein. Gene Ontology annotation, biological process: fungal-type cell wall polysaccharide metabolic process. Lineage: Eukaryota; Fungi; Ascomycota; Dothideomycetes; Pleosporales; Pleosporaceae. The record is from RefSeq and is a predicted model, not a curated record. Bases 1 to 1401 code for a protein of 466 amino acids. The transcript has a single exon. Gene Ontology annotation, cellular component: fungal-type cell wall.